Molecule: messenger RNA, 2538 nt
Organism: Closterium sp. Naga37s-1
Lineage: Eukaryota; Viridiplantae; Streptophyta; Zygnematophyceae; Desmidiales; Closteriaceae
Source: the annotation of a GenBank genome assembly
AUGAAUUCUGUCCGGAUUUUUCGCCUGCAGAUUGCGCUGAUUGCUGUGCUGCUGAUUUCCCCGGCACUCAGAGACCCGCUGCUGCCGCUCGAAGGAGGGGGGGUUGGCGGAGGGCACGUGCGCGGAUGGGGGAGCAGCCGAAGGAUGCGGGGUCCCGCAGGGGGCGGAUCGAAGGGCGAGUGGGGCGUGGGGGUAGCUGUGGCGGGAGCAACGAUGUCGGCGGAGUGCUUGGAGGUGGGCCGGCGACUGCAGCAGGCCAUGUGGGACAUCGAGCAGCGCUACGGGGUGGACGUGGUGCAGAGGAGCUUCGCGUUCGACCCGCCGCUGCACCGCUUCCUGGUGCUGCUGGCGAAGCUGCUGGCGGGGCGGCCGCUCACAGUGCUGGCGGUGGGCGGCUCCAUCUCCGCCGCGGGGCACCUGCCGGGCGGCGUCAUGCACGGCACCGCCACGUACGGCCAGGCGCUCCUGGACUGGCUGCAGCAGGUGUUCCCCACACCGCCCUCAACCCCUCCGCACCGUCUCAUCCGGGCCUUCCUACCCGGAGCCGGCUCGUACGUGCUGCACUUCUGCACGGGGGAGCUGUUGGGGGCGCUGUGGGCGGACGGGGAGGAGCAGAGGCGUGCAGCAGGGGAGGCGGACGUGGUGCUGCUGGAGUGCGCUGCAAAUGAUUGGCGUGCAGCAGGAGAGGUGGACGCGGUGUUGCUGGAGUGCGUGCUAAUGAUUGGUCCGUGCUGCAGCCCGCCAUGGUCCCCCGUCCUGGUAGGUGGACUGGCAUGGUGGCAUGGCAUGGUGGCAUGGCAUGGUGGCAUGGCAUGGUGGCAUGGCGUGGUGGCAUGGCGUGGUGGCAUGGCAUGGUGGCAUGGCGUGGUGUCAUGGCGUGGUGGCAUGGCGUGGUGGCAUGGCAUGGUGGCAUGGCGUGGUGGCAUGGCGUGGUGGCAUGGCGUGGUGGCAUGGCAUGGUGGCAUGGCAUGGUGGCAUGGCAUGGUGGCAUGGCGUGGUGGCAUGGCAUGGUGGCAUGGCGUGGUGGCAUGGCGUGGUGGCAUGGCGUGGUGGCAUGGCGUGGUGGCAUGGCAUGGUGGCAUGGCGUGGUGGCAUGGCGUGGUGGCAUGGCGUGGUGACAUGGCGUGGUGGCAUAGCAUCAUGGUGGCAUGGCAUGGUGGCAUGGCAUGGUGGCAUGGCAUGGUGGCAUGGCGUGGUGGCAUGGCAUGGUGGCAUGGCGUGGUGGCAUGGCGUGGUGGCAUGGCGUGGUGGCAUGGCGUGGUGGCAUGGCGUGGUGGCAUGGCGUGGUGGCAUGGCGUGGUGGCAUGGCAUGGUGGCAUGGCGUGGUGGCAUGGCGUGGUGGCAUGGCGUGCGAUCUCUCCUUUCCAUCCCCCUUCCUUUCCCCUUCCCCCGUCACCAGAGGGCAUGCAGUAUGCAGCAGCAGAGGGUCUACUGCGCCAGUUCCUACUGCUGCCAUCACAUCCGCUAGUCCUCUUUCUCAACUUCGGGGUCUUCCAUCCACACGACCCACUGCUCUCCGCCUUCCAUCACUCAGCCGAGGCCCUGCUCAACCACCUCUCAGCAUACUACAGUGUCCCCGCUGUCAGCCCCUGGCGAGCCUACUUCCCCCUCCUUGCCACUGCAGCGUCCCCAACCUGCCCAGCCUCGGCUGAACCUCCCUCCGAGCCUGCCGCCAAGCCUCGUGUGCUUUCCAUGCCGUCAUCCGAGCCUGCGGAGAACCUGACGUGGGCGCACAUGUUUGUGGACCGUGUGCAUCCCUCGGCUGCCGGGCACGGCAUGGCGGGCAGCCUGGCGGCCCACCGCAUCUUCUCCCUCGCCCUGCACUACCUGCGCCGUGAGGGGCUCUCCCUCUCCCGCCACCACCUGCGCCUCGACUGGGUGGAUGGCAAGGCGGCGCCCUCCACCCAGUCCGCCCUGCUCUGCCCGCCCACCUCCCUCUGUCGCAAGUGCUUCGGUGACCUGGGCUUCUCGGCCCUCGGCCCGCCGCUCUCGGCGCCGUGCAUGCUGCCGCCGUUGCAGAGCGCGGCAGACCCGCACCCGCGCUGUGUGCUGGGCAACACCUGGAAUGUGUCGGCUGUGGGCGCGGUGGAGUUCCCCGAGGGGUACACGGCUGUUAGAGAGGCUGCCUCUAAAGGGGAUGCGGCGAGUGUGAAGAGGAUUGCCGAGGCGAAUGCGACAUGGGUGCAGGAUGCGUGUGGGCCGCUGGUGUCGCGGAUCCUGUGCUGGAAGGCCCAGGCUGCUCGUGCCCCUCUGCGUGUGGCUGUGGAUGUGCGGGGGGUCACCCGGGGCAUAGGUGUGGUGUACAAGAUGUUGGACUGGACGAAGCAGGAGCACAAGAUGGACGGUGCAGAUGUAAAGGUGAAUGGCCGGGAUGUGGGGUUCCUGCAGGUGCCUGUGGUGGGGAACACUCUCACUCACUGGCGGCUCAACAGCAGUCUUAUUCAUUUAGAGGACGGGGAAGUGCAUGAGGGGCGUGUUUCAUUGACAAUUGUGCCGCGUACAAAACGGUUUCACAUGGUAGCGUUGGUGGUUGAAUAA